CACCUCGUGCUGAGUUCGUCGUUGACCCUUGCGCUAUCAUGUAGCUCAACCCUUGCGCUAUCAUGCAGAGGCCGGAAUAAUCAUAUUCCUUUAUCUAAAAAAGCUCGCCGUGUCUGACUCAUAACCCCGGAGAAAUAAUUUGCAGCUCGCCAUUUCUGACUCAUAACCCUGCAGCUAUAACCCAGCUGCAAUCACACAGGCACACACAAUCGUGGAGCCGAACUAAAGAAGACCAAAGUUUCCGCCUUCCUCCUGCCUCGUAGUCGUUGUGAUCGAUCGAUUCCUCCUCGCUAUGUCCAAGAAGAUGGUGCUCAAGGUGGACGUCGUCGGCGACGGGUGCAAGGCCCAGGCCAUGAGCUCCGUCGCCAAGCUCGAAGGGGUGAAGUCGAUGGCGGUGGACGGGGAGAAGGGGACGCUGACGGUGGUGGGGGACGUGGACGUGGUGCGCGUGGCCAAGGCGCUGCGCAAGGCCAAAUUCGACGCGCACGUCCUCAGCUUCGGCCCGGAGAAGGUGGAGGAGAAGAAGCCCGACCCGCCUGCCAAGAAGCCAGCCGACGAGCCCAAGCCGCCGCCGCCCUGUUGCGCCGGCUGCAGCGCCUGCCGUCCACAUCCGGUUCCGGCGGUGGCGCCCUUCCCCGGUGGCGUCGUGUACUACGAGCAGCAGCCCGAGGGCCACGGGUGCGUCAUCCUCUGAUGGUCGCGAGAUUCUUUCUCCCUGUGCAAGGCAGGCAUGGAUUUUUUGGUUUUGAUAAAUUUUAUCUUUAAAGAUCAAGUAGCAUUUGUGUAUGUUUUGAUACAAACGGAUUAAAGCCUGGUAGACAAUUCAUUUUGUAUGUUUUCUCUCGUGGAUCUUUU
Messenger RNA from Phragmites australis (common reed), 855 nucleotides. Its product is annotated as heavy metal-associated isoprenylated plant protein 2-like. Bases 293 to 694 code for a protein of 133 amino acids. The transcript is spliced from 3 exons. Gene Ontology annotation, molecular function: metal ion binding. The record is from RefSeq and is a predicted model, not a curated record. Lineage: Eukaryota; Viridiplantae; Streptophyta; Magnoliopsida; Poales; Poaceae.